This is a messenger RNA of Ixodes scapularis (black-legged tick), 2825 nucleotides long. RefSeq names its product glycosylated lysosomal membrane protein. The record is from RefSeq and is a predicted model, not a curated record. Gene Ontology annotation, cellular component: lysosome. Lineage: Eukaryota; Metazoa; Arthropoda; Arachnida; Ixodida; Ixodidae. Bases 286 to 1473 code for a protein of 395 amino acids. The transcript is spliced from 6 exons.
ACUGCUGCGGCGUUUAGGAAAGCUAAGAUACAGAACCAACUAUAUAUUGAUUGGCUGAACUCGCCGAAUGUCAACGGCGUUACUAUAAUAGUUGGUCGGCAAGGUGCAGUUUGUGCACGUGAUCCAUGUGAUGCGUUUCCUCUAUCAGUCCGAUGUCCUACUGCGAGCUGCAAGCUACGUUGGUUUUAUCUUAGUACACUGUGAUUGUGAAUCAUGGGCUCAUGAUGGCAGACCUAUGCACGUGACGAAAGUGGGUGGUAGCGAAAGCUCACGUUAAAGCUAGUCAUGCUGAAGUUCACGCUAUUUAUCGCGCUCGCGGCUGUCGUGUACGCCGACUAUGAAAGAACUCUUUCGGCCGAGCUUGACCCUUUCUGCGAGCCAAGCGCAAAGUGCGGUCUCUGCUACGUGCAAGCAGAAGGCCCCAGCGACACGGUCCACCACUUCUGGGCAACUUUCGGGUCACCUGCCGUGCUCAGCGUGCACACCCAGCCGGGAGUCCGUCUGCUCAACGUGUCCUGGCACCGUCUACGGAAGCGGGACUUCAGCGUUGCUGCUUUCAGAUUCAGCGAGGAACCGAUUGUGUCUUCGGCCGUCGUCCUGUCGAAGCUCUGGGAGUACAAGGACGUGGGCAACAUGGCUAAGGUCGACCCCCACUUGGCAAACGGCACGCACUCAGUCAGCCUCGGCGAUCUGGUGUGGGGAGACGUCAGCGGAUGCGAGGGAAACGGCAGCAACGUCGUCGUUGCCACUUUCACGGCGAACAGUUCCACGUUGAAGGACGACGCCGUGUACUUCUCCAAGAACGGAACUGUGGAAGUCACCGUGCGAGUGCAGAGCACACCCGGUCGCCAGGACCAGCUCCCUCACCUGCUCUACACAAGCAACAGCACUCAGCUGGAAGUGUCGCUGCUGGGACUGGCCACAAAACUCGGCGACGAUUCGCAGUUCGGCCUGGAACUGACGGCACUCGACGAAUCUCCCGUCAACUGGACCCUGACGGUCGACCAGCGGAGCUCUUUCGACGACGAGUACACCCCGGGGGUGUUUACGAACGUCGCCCUGGUUCCGAGAAGCAACGUGUCGUUGACGUUGCCGACGUAUCUGCACUGGAAGCCGGUGUCUUACCGCGAUGGCAGGCGGACGGUGACUCUCUCGGUGGACGCGAAGAACCAGAACCUGACGUCCGGCGCCGGCUGGUGGCGGUUCAACGCGGCCACCGCGUGGAUGGCGCAUCGCGCGCCCAACGUGUCGUCCACGGCGCUCAACCUGACCCUCGGCUCGGAAGGGGACGAACACUACAAGAAGUACCGUUACGCCACCUGGUCCUUGUCGGCGGGAUUUGGGAGCCUGCCAGUGGAGCAAGUCUCGACGACAGUGAUUGCAGUCACGUCAGUUGGGCUGGGAAUACCGGCCAUUGUUGCCAUUGUCACGGUGGGCUACCUCGCUCUGUACAAGCCAGAACCAAGUCUUUAGCCGAGACCAGACCUUAGUGUAGGCUACGGAUUGUACCGUCGGAGUUCGACACACCAAAGUGCGAGAGCGUUGCGCUCAGAAUGGCCAGAGGCUCGGUCUGUUGUCACCAGUCUUUCAUUUCAAACUAUUUGACGUCCAAAGUCUACCUUUCCAUCACAACCACGAAUAGGCAUGCGAAAUCGCCGCUGCGAGCCACGCGUUUGUAGAUAAAUUGAAGACUGCGAUUACGUCGGGCCCCGACAAAAUCUUUCUCCAAAGUAAUGUCCCAUGCAAUCGGUAACACCAGACCGCCAACCUGUUUGACAUCUCUGAUCGACAUUUGUCGGUAGUGGCAUGUAGUAGCAACUUUUUCAGGGACAGCAAGGUUGUGUCGUUCUACAGUUUCUGCCUUCUGCCCAACGUGAUUUCGUAUUGUGGGUUUCAUCAUGUCAAGAGUUGGCACCUCCCCGCUUGCCUGUUGAUGACCCUCCAACGCAUGGCGACUGGACAAAGACUGUGUCGUGUUAGUGACGUUCCCACUCUAGGCAACUUAGCACUGUUUGGAAUACUACUGGAUUUUCAUUGUUUCUGUAGGCGAUGAAUGAAUUUUACUCAAUAAUUUAACCGGUUGCUAAUAGUGCAGCAUUUUGUGCCUGCGACUACAACACCACUUUAGUGGGGCAUCGUGGCCGUGGUCGUUUUGUUCUAGGAAAUACAGGGAUAGCGCGAGGUUGUGUCGAUUGACAGUUGUUACCAUGCCACGGUGGACUAUAUAAGUUGUUUUGUUUGUUUGUAUCCUAAAGGCCAGACGAGCAAUUGUACAAGUUGCUGAUGGUUUCUUUUUGUGCAUAUGACUACAACAUUGCUGUAAAUCGGGAAACUUCACCUUCUGUUUUAUCUUGAUAUUCUCAAAGAUAGAGGAAAAAACAAAAACCCAGAGCUAGAGCAAGGCUGUGCUGUUUUUGGGUACCCUCACCUUUUCAUAAUAGAGUGUAGAUAUUACUUUUUUAGCUCACAUUCCCAAAGUCCAUGGUCCUAGCAUGAGCACAACCAUAUAUAUAUUUUUUUAAACAGAAAAAAGCAAUUGUGUUUAAGCUCAGUUUAGUUUCACAAGCGUUUUUUAUAGCAAGUUGGCCCGACCUCCAAGUGGUUGCUCUCGUUUGCUCUGGGGCACUCUUGUGGAGCUUGUGCAAAUGGGGGUUUGGUGAGAACAGCAGUAGAAAUUGUAUUUAAGAUUGAAGCAUGCUGAGUUGAUAAUCUCAUAUUUCAUAACGUCAAUAAAUCAAAAAGCCAAAUUGGAUGUUCGAUAUGUUGAGGUGUUUUACCGAACUGAACCUACAAAUAUUCCAGCAAUAAAACUCUUAAUAAAUGCA